Aphidius gifuensis is the source of this 4477-nucleotide messenger RNA. Its product is annotated as large proline-rich protein BAG6. Bases 276 to 3827 code for a protein of 1183 amino acids. Lineage: Eukaryota; Metazoa; Arthropoda; Insecta; Hymenoptera; Braconidae. The transcript is spliced from 6 exons. Gene Ontology annotation, molecular function: misfolded protein binding; polyubiquitin modification-dependent protein binding. Gene Ontology annotation, cellular component: BAT3 complex. The record is from RefSeq and is a predicted model, not a curated record.
AGUUUUAUUCUAGUAAUAAUUGUUAAAAAAAAAAAAAUAAUAAAUGCUUGUCUCUUUUGUGAAUAAAUUUUUCCAAAAAUCAUCAUAAUAGUGUUCGAAAAAUCAAUUAUUAUGGUUAAACUUGAAUAGACAAAAGUAUUAGAUUUUUUAUUGUAUUAAAAAGCAUAAUUAACAUUUAGUUUUUUGAUAAAUAUUUAAUUCUCAGCAUUGGAUUCACUGAAGUUGAAACUUGAAAUUAUAAAUUAUCUUGAUUUGUUUAACGUAAAAUAUACAAGAUGAUUGAUGUCACGGUUAAAACUUUGGACUCACAAAAUCAUGCAUUUACAUUGGAAGACGACAUUACUGUCAAAGAUUUUAAAGAACAUAUCACAGGAACAGUUGAUAUUCCUGUUGAUUUACAAAGACUAAUUUACUGUGGGAGAGUUCUUCAAGAUGACAAACGUCUUAGUGAAUAUGAUGUCAAUGGAAAGGUUAUACACUUGGUACAACGAGCACCACCAUCAACUACCCAACGAAGCAGUAGUUCAAGUCAAAAUGAUAAUCGAAGUGGUGGAGAUUUUAUGUCAUCACCAAGAAUACAAUAUCGUCAAGCUCAAUUUGGAAAUCCUCUGUAUGUUGGUUCUGUAUCAAUACCAGCUGACGUACUGGAAUCAAAUGAUUGGCCAAUACCACAAUUGAGUAGUUCAUCAGCAAAUUCACAUUUGGCUAUUGUACGUCAUAUGUUGAAUCAAGCAAAUCGUGUUAUUGAUGGUAUGGAUAAUGCAGAUACACCAUCAAAUACUACUGAUGAAAAUACAACAGCUGAAAGUGAACAAACAACAUCAACAGUUGAUACUGAAACUACAUCAUCAACUGCAACAACAACAACAACAACUAAUACAACAACAACAACACCACCACCACAGGAAGAACAACGAGAAGAUAAUGCUGAACAACCAGCUGCAAGUACUAGCAAUGAAUCUACAACUGAAAAUGACAAUGAAGGUCUUGUUCCACGUCAAUUAGCUGAAUUAUUAGAAAAAUUAUUAACAACUCAAGAUCGUCUUAGUCCAUAUAUAAGAGAAAGAAUUUUAUUAACAUCAGAUGGUUCAGGUAGUUCAACAACACAAUCUGAUACAACUGCUGAACAAAAUCAACGUAUUAUUGAUGGUGUUACUGAAUGUUUUCACUUUUUAUCACAUGCACAACAUGCAUUAAGUGAUAUGAGUGUUGAUAUGCAACAACCACCACCAAGAACAGUACGUUGUCGUCCAACGAUGAUUCCAUCAUCAACAAUUAUUCAAGCUGGUAUGCCAAUACAAGUUGAAGCACAUAUUAGUCUUCAUGGACAAAGUGACAGUAGUAAUGCUGAUAGUGAAGAUGGUAGUAAUAAUGGUCCAUCACGUGAAUCAACUGGUUCAACUGUACCACCACGAACAUUUUCACCAACACCAGAAUCAGAUGAAGCAGGAGAAACACAAUCAGAAAAUACACAACAACAAGAACAACAAGCAACAUCUGGUCAAAAUCAAUCAGACAAUGGUUUUGGUUCACUAUUUAAUUUUCCAAGUAAUGUUGAAGUUGUCAUGGAAAUGGGACCACAAGCACCACGUGUAUGGAGUUAUUCAACUAAUGGUCAAGGCCAAACAACUGGUACAUCAACAGGAAAUAAUAACAACAACAACAACAACAAUAACAACAAUAAUAAUAAUAAUAAUAAUAAUGAUAAUAAUAGUACAAAUACAUCAAAUAAUAAUGCAAAUGCUAAUGGAAAUAAUAAUAAUAAUAAUAAUAACAAUGGUGGUAGUGGUGGAAGAACUACUAUUGGUGGUGCUGGAUUAGAUUCAUUUCCAUGGAGUGGUGCACCAUCACCUGAUAUGAUACGUACUUUAAUACAAGCUAUUGCUGGUUCUAUGGCACAAGGUAGUACUGCUUUAGCUACUUCAACAUCAACACCAACAUCAACAAAUCAAGCAAAUUCAACAACAUCAAAUAAUUCAACACCAACAAUUGGUUUAUUACAUCGUACAGUGACUGUUGCACUUGGUAAUAAUGAAUCACCACCAGGACAAACAUCACAAUCAAGAGCAAAUACUGAUACACAUCCAACAACAUCAACUCAAACACGUACAACACCAAGAACACAUGUAUUUCAUCAACAUGCACAAGCACUUGGUGUUAAUGUUGCUCAAAGUUUAGAAUUUGAUCCAUUUUUACCAUGUAAUUCACCACAUUUACGUCGUGGACAACAAGCACAAAAUAAUACAACAACAUCAACUCAAACUGGACAAAAUGCAUUUUCAACAAAUGAUAAUACAACACCAUUACAAGCUGGUACAAUUAGAUUUGGUCCUGGUAAUGGUAGUGGUGGUAUAACUGGUAUAGCUGGUAUUGGUAGUAUUGGUAGUAUUAGUGGUCUUGGUGGUCUUGGUGGUCUUGGUGGUAUAACACCAAGAUUUGCAACAGUUGCAGGUGUACAAGUUAUUAAUGCAUCUAGUCUUCGUGAUCGACCAUUGGCUGAGGCUAUUAAUGAAGCAGCAAGAACAUCAAAUCGUACAUCUCGUCCAAUUCCACUUAAUAGAUUUUUAUUAAGUCGUGGAAUUAAUAUUGGAAGUGCACGUGGAGGUACACGUAGAAGAAGUAUUAUUCAAUUAAUUUAUACUUUAUUAUCAAAACUAUCAAUUGGUGAUUGGUUUAGAAUAUUAAAUGGUAGUAAUGCACCAUUGACUGAAGAUUUUGGUCGUUCAUUGAGACAAUUAUUACGUGGAGCUAUUCCAUCACCAACAAAUUAUGAAAGACAAAUUGUUAAAUUAUUUAUUGAUGAAUUAAUACCAAAUUUAGAAAGUACAUUUGAAAAUGAAGAAGCAUUUGAUAAUAAUAUGCGACCUAUUGAUUUAUGUUUUACAAUAAAUCAACUUAUUGCUGAUCGUGGUGAGGGUAUUGUACGUUCAAUUCUCAAUGAAGAAUCAUUUUCUGGUAUUGUUGCUGCUAUUCGUACACUUGCUGUUGAUAUGACAAGACUCAUACGUUUUUCUUUAAGAGGACAAUCUGGUUUUGACAGAGUUAUUGCAAGAUUUGCGGCUAACAUGUCAAGAGGUACACAUGAAACUUUUCGUCAAUGGAUUAUUGGUACUGUUGUUGAAUGGUUUUGUCGUUUUGCUCAAAACAUUCCAGUUACAACAGAUGAUUCAAUAGCAGCAGUUGUUAAAUUACGUUACAAAGAAACUGCUACUCCAACUACAGUUUUUAAUACAGCACAACAAACAUUAUCAACAUCAUCUCUCAAUCAAUCAUCAGCACAACAAGAGCUAGAGCCGAUGGAAAUUGAUGCUGCAUCAAGUGAACAACCAGAAAAUGAUCCUUUGGCAUUAGAAGAUGGUGAAGAUGUACCUACAACAUUCCCAGGCCAUGAACAACUUUUACCAGAAUGGGUGCCAAUAAUUGCUCGUGAUGGUUCAAGACAACGUAGACAAUUACAACUUGGUAUUACUGGUGAAAGUGUUACAAAUUUAAGUGAUGCAUAUUUAUCAACAAUGCCAACAAAAAGACGUAAACUUGUUGAACAACAAAAACCAACAUUAUUAACAAAUACAACAUCAAAUAAUUCACCAGUGCCAACAUCAAUGGAACGUUUAGUUAGAGAUAGUGUUGAACGUGCUGGUAUUGAACAAGUUGAUGGUGCAGCAAGUGCUGUUGCUGCUGAUCCAACAGUUAGACGUGCAUUUGGACAAGCAAUUAGAGAAUGCUUAAAUCCAAGAAGAUUUCAAACAUCUGAUUUUCCAGAUUCUCUACGUUUUCCAAAUGCAUCAAGAUUAUUUACUGAAUCAGAUAGAUCAUCACAACAAUAGAUGAUACUAUUAUUUAUCUCUUACUUAUACUAUUCCUCUCUAUCAAUUAAUCUUUCUAUUAUUAAUUAAACGUUGAUAAACACAUCAACAAUUAAACAAAUUUUUCUUUUUUUUUUUUUUUUUUAAUUUUAUUGACACGUAAAAAAUAAUUUCAAUGUACCGGAAAAUCUUAAGAAAAAUUAAACAAAAAAAAAAAAAAAGUAAUUCUGCAUUUGUACGUGUAAAUUAAAAUAAUAUAAACUGUUUAUCAAAAUUAAAAUUGUAUAAGUUUCUUCUGUGUAAAUUAAUGGUUUUUUAAAUUACAAUUAUACUUUUUUUUUUUUUAUUAAUUUUAUUUAGAUAUGAAAACAGAGGUGUUAAAGCACGUGGUAGUUUAAUCGAAUCCACUGUAUAACCGUAUAUAAAAUAUUGAGAGAAAAGUAAUAAUAAUAAAUGAAAAAUAAUAUUAAUUAAUUGGCAUUUAUAAUUCGGUGGAAAAAAAGAGAAAGAGAGAGAGAGUGAGAGCAUUGAGUAUAAUAGAUUUCAACGAGCGUGAAAUAAAAAAAAUAAAUAAAAGAAAUUGAAUAAAAAAAAAUGAAAAAAAGAAUUUCUUUUUAUUUUGUAUAAUAUAUUCAGUCGAUUAGAUGGAGAAGAACUCGUCUGUCGAUGAG